Juglans regia (Persian walnut) is the source of this 324-nucleotide messenger RNA. RefSeq lists its product as uncharacterized. The record is from RefSeq and is a predicted model, not a curated record. Lineage: Eukaryota; Viridiplantae; Streptophyta; Magnoliopsida; Fagales; Juglandaceae. The coding region runs from base 1 to 324 and encodes 107 amino acids. The transcript has a single exon.
AUGGCUAAAUGUAAGUUUGGCAUGGAGGAGAUUGAUUACCUAAGGCAUGUUACCUUUGACAUUGGUGUUCAAGCUGACCCCUCUAAAAUUGAAUCAAGACUAGAAUGGCUCGUUCCAUCUUCAUUGAAGGCACUGAGAGGCUUUUUGGGCCUUACUGGCUAUUACAGAAAAAUUAUAAGAUAUUAUGGCACUAUUGAUGCUCCGUUGAUUGACUUGAUGAAGAAAAAUGUCUUUGUUUGGACUGAGGGGGCAACUCAAGCUUUUAUGGCUUUGAAAAAGGCAAUCACUGAACUUUCUGUGUUGAGGUUACCAGAUUUUCCCUAG